Scylla paramamosain (green mud crab) is the source of this 1879-nucleotide messenger RNA. RefSeq lists its product as uncharacterized. The transcript has 5 exons. The coding region runs from base 1205 to 1879 and encodes 224 amino acids. The record is from RefSeq and is a predicted model, not a curated record. Lineage: Eukaryota; Metazoa; Arthropoda; Malacostraca; Decapoda; Portunidae.
CCCAACAUACCAGACUGAGAGCAUCUAGGCAAGUAAUAAUAGCUAUGUAGUUUUAUAUAAAAUGCACAAAAAGUAGAACUAGGCCAUAAGAUAGAUGGGUGCUAAACUAAGCUAAGGAAAGAUACAUAAAGUCUAUGAUAAAAGACAUAUCUUAAGAUAGACAGGUAGAUAGAAAGUCAGGAGUGUAGUAGAUAUUAAGACAGGUAAGUAGAAUGCGAGGUAAGUGACAAGUUAAGAUAAAAACUUGUUUUCUAGACUAUGAUUAAGAUAAUGGUCAGAAGGCUAUCAGAUCAUAAUACAUCCUACAAAAGCUGCUUAUUAAGAAGUGACGAUUUAGUAAAUACGGCAUGUAGUUCAGAGGUGAGUCCCAGGUAAGUCAAGCAGGUGGCCAGGGCGGUAACGAGCUGUUCUCGUGACACUGACAAAACCCCAAAGCCUUUGCGUGUCUCUCCCCUCUCUUACCCCUUCCCCUUCCUCUGGUAACUUCCCGCUCAUGUCCUCGUGCUGAGAGGCUCCCACCACCUGUCCCGCACCUGCCCCGCACCUGCCGGUCAGUCAACAAAAGGUCUCGAUAGCGCUCUCACUAUUCACCAUCAAUCACCAGUCUCCUGAUUCCCAUGUGUAGGUAAGGAUUCAUCAAGUCAACUUAGGCUCAGUGGAUAUUUUUUUUUUUUAGUGUUACUGUAUAGAACGCAUUAAUUUCUAUUUUCAAUCACAUUCUACGGCCCUGAACAGUGACUGGUGCAAGGGCGUAGUGUUGUGAUGAGUAAGGAGCGACCUGUUUUAUCCUCUGAGCCUGGGGACAAAAAGUCUCUCCUAGCCGGUUCAGUCACCCAGCCUCCACAAUUCGGCCCUGUCCAAACGCUUAGAUCACAAGACAGAAAUCCCAAGUCUCUAGUACUAGUCGACCUACCACUACAAGCUCCUGUACCAGACAGUUCACUCCUCGAGUCUCCGCCACAACAAACUCCCCGCGCUCAGCUUCCAGUACAAGCCAGCCCACGUCCCCACUCUCAGCCCUUCCUCCUCUUCUUCACCCUCGCCGCCGCCUGGGGUGAGUACAGGCUGAAGUGUCAUGUCAUGCUUCCUCCAGCUCCCUCUAGCUUCUUUGUGCUCUUGACUUGCUUUCUUUACAAGCAAAUACAAAAAUAUUAAAGAACAAACAAUAACAAUAACAAAAUAACAAACGUGUUUUAAGAAAUUAAUGCCUCCUUUUCCUCCUUUCCCUCCUUCCUCAUUCCCUCAUGCAGCUGGUGUGGAGGGGCUGGACUGCUUCAAGUGUGGGUCCGUCAAUGGGUCAGAUCCACAAUGCAGCGACCCCUUCCACCAUAACCACAGCACCACCUAUCUGGCCUCCCCCUGCCUCGCCGGCUGGAAGGGGCGUGAGGGCGCCUUCCCAGCCACACACUGCGUCAAACUCUCGGGCUACUUCUACCAGACCGGGGAGAGUAUGUUCGUGAGAGGCUGCACCACGGACUCUGGAACACUCACUGUGGACACUGAGUUGGGCAGACAGAGCCACUGCGGCGUGUUCCUCUACGACGACAGCCAGGUGCAUCAUUUACCUGUAGCUCACGUGGCAGGUGUGGAGGUGUUAGUUAACCAGGAAGUCACAGUCACACGCAGGCAGGCAGGCAGACAGUCCAUCCCCAGCUGUCCCCAAUAUCAUAUUCCAGCACGGCUUUCCUACUGUAUUGGGGAGAUGGAGAGGGAUGGGGGAAGGGGAGAUAAAUGGCACAUAGAGAGGGAGUGGGGAGAGAUGGGGAGGAGUCUCUAUAUUGCUUACAUUAUCACACCGAAACUCACUCCUCGUUCACGCCUCUGCACCUCUUUGGAAGCUGUUGAAUCCAAGUAUGAAUACUACAGAAAAGAAAUGUAA